Molecule: messenger RNA, 2013 nt
Organism: Dipodomys ordii (Ord's kangaroo rat)
Lineage: Eukaryota; Metazoa; Chordata; Mammalia; Rodentia; Heteromyidae
Gene: Znf275
Product: zinc finger protein 275
Exons: 4
Coding region: 150-1445 (431 amino acids)
Biological process (GO): regulation of transcription by RNA polymerase II
Cellular component (GO): nucleus
Molecular function (GO): DNA-binding transcription activator activity, RNA polymerase II-specific; RNA polymerase II cis-regulatory region sequence-specific DNA binding
Source: RefSeq, a predicted model, not a curated record
AAGGUCUUGCUCUUACCCAGGAUGGAACCCCAGGAAACCAGGUCCUGGCAGUCCCUCUUGAGGUGCCCGAGGCCCAGGAUUUGGUGCCAUUUGAUGUGGCAUGGCACUUCACAAAAAGGGAGUGGUUGAGUCUGAACCCUGAACAGAGGAUGCUGGCAUAUUACGGGAAUGUGACCUCCAUUGCAGGAGUUCCUGUGUUGAAUCCUACCUUGGUCUCACACCUGGCACAAGGACAAGUACUGCUGGUCUCAGAUUCAUCCCUCGGCACAGGUCAAGCUAAACAUUCCGAAAGCACCUCUGUGACCCACCAGCUGACAAUGGGAAAAGAAGGCCAGCCUCAGGAGACGGCCUCCACGAGCUACCCCAGGACCAGUGACCCCGGUGCUGAGGUCAAACAGAAUGGGGACUUGGAUGGGAGGGAAGGGAGCCCACCAAAUCUACCCAUAGAGCACCAUUUUGCAUGUAAAGAGUGCGGGGACACCUUCCGGCUUAAAGUGCUCCUUGUUCAGCACCAGAGUGUGCACAGUGAAGAGAAGGGCUGGGACUGUGGUGAUUGUGGGGAAGUCUUCAGGAAGGUGUCAGAAUUUAAUGAGCACAGGAAAAGCCACGUAGCCAGCCAGCCUCGACCUGGCCCCAGUCAGGCCCUGGAAGAUGUCAUUGAAAAGAGGGAGCAAAUGGAGAGAGAGGCCAAGCCCUUUGCAUGUGAGGAAUGUGGGAAAAGGUUUAAGAAGAAUGCAGGCCUCAGUCAGCACUUGAGAGUGCACAGCAGAGAGAAGCCCUUUGACUGCGAGGAGUGUGGCCAGUCCUUCAAAGCCAACACGCACCUCUUUCAACACCAGAAGCUUCACACUUUGGAAAAGCCCUUUGCCUGCAAGGCAUGCAGCCGAGAUUUCUUGGAUCGUCAGGAACUUCUCAAGCACCAGCGGAUGCACACAGGCCACCUGCCCUUUGACUGCGAUGACUGUGGCAAGUCCUUCCGGGGCAUCAAUGGCCUGGCCGAGCACCAGCGCAUCCACAGCGGGGCCAAGCCCUAUGGAUGCCCGCACUGUGGCAAGCUCUUCCGGAGGAGCUCGGAGCUCACCAAGCACCGGCGUAUCCACACAGGUGAGAAGCCCUAUGAGUGCAGCGAGUGUGGCAAAGCCUUCCGGCAGAGCUCCAGCCUUCUGGAGCACACUCGCAUCCACAGUGGAGAGCGCCCUUACGUGUGUGGCGAGUGUGGCAAAGCCUUCCGGGGGCCCUCCGACCUCAUCAAGCAUCGGCGCAUCCACAGUGGACUGAAACCCUAUGAGUGUGACAAGUGUGGCAAGGCUUUCCGGAGGAGCUCGGGCCUGAGUCGCCACCGGCGGAUCCACAGUGGGACCAGACGCUGCGAAUGCAGUAAGUGUGGCCGUGUGUUCAAGAGGCGCUCGGCCCUGCAGAAGCAUCAGCCCAGCCACCAAGAGUAGACAUGCCCGCACUGUGAGAGGAACACCUCUGGUUCCUAGAGGCCAUGGCAGAGUCAAAGGAGAUGAACUGUUUUGUACCGCUUAACUCUUUUAGUGUCAGAGAGGUUGAGCCAGCUUAUACUGCCACCAGCAAUUCCUAAGUGUACACAUUUCCAUUCUGCUCAUCAAGAGAAGCUUUGCCGUUUUUACUUAGCUUGGCUUGUUCACCUGGCAGAAAGUACUGUCAAGGUGCUGUAAUCGUCAUGUCCUGAAUGAGAAGGGAGAUCUGGAUGUAGGAGCAGGGAAGGACUGGAAGUGAUCUGUUCCAAGCUCUGCCCCUGACAGAAACAAACACAGGUGCCUGACCAUGGUAUCAAUCUGAUGUGAUCCCACCCUUCUCUAAGAGAAGCUUGCCCCCAACGCUUUUUGGCCUACUUGAGUUUAUACAUUUUUAGGGAUGUAAACAGAGCACUCAAAAAUCUUAAUAUUUAAUUUAUUAACUUACUUAUACAUACAAUACCUAUUGUAAAUCACAUCCUAUAUAGAAUAAUAUAUUAAUUCAGAGAAUACUCCUUUUUACCAUGCUAAU